CGCAGAACCGCAUCAGAGAUAACAACAAUUUUGCAUUUAGGAUUAGAGAUAGUCUCAUUGCAAAAGUUGGCCAAAUGACCAUUCCCAAAUAUAAAUCAAAAGGGGCGAUUGCAUAAACUCACGCCACCGUUUCGGGUCCAGUUCUCAUUCUUUCUGAACUCUAAAACCCAGAAAAGAAAACCCCAAAACGAUACCAAAAUGAAUUUCUUGAAACCCGAACACCACGAGUCCCCCUCCCCUCAAUCCCCAAAUCUACUCCUCCGACAAGCCCUAACCCACCUCCAAACCCAAUGCUCCGCCUUCCUCCGCCACCACCACCACCACCACCACAAACCCUUCAACAUCCCUUUUUUAAACCCUAACCCUUCUCUCCUCAAAACCCACCUCGAUUCCACCCUCUCCAACCUCCACCAGCACGCCAAACACGCAAUCGAAGCCGGGUUUUCGAUCCUGGCCCAGAAAAACCCGGCUUCGGCCGCUGAAAGGCGCGGUGCUGGUAGUGCCCUGGCACUGGGGAACGAGGCGGUGGAAGAGCGGUUGACCGGGGUCCACGUGUACGCCCUCGGCAACGCCUCGGAGGAAUUCGUGCUGGUUUCAGGUUUGAGUACGGGGAAAUCAAUUGGGUUGUUUUGUUUCAAGGAAAAAGAUGCUGAGGCUCUUCUUGAUCAGAUGAAGUCCAUGGACCCCGCGAUGCGGAGAGGCUCGAAAGUGGUUGCUGUGCCUCUGAACAAGGUUUUGCAGCUUAAACUUGAAGGUGUGGCAUUUAGGUUGAUACCGGAGCUGUCCCAAAUCGCGAAUGCUCUCAAGGAGAGGCAAAAGGCUGGUUUUGCGGAUGAGAGUUUCCCCGGGGUGCCUGUUUUUCAGUCAGAGAACUUGAUCCUGAGGAGCCAAGAUAAGAAAUACCGGCCUGUUUUUUUCAGGAAGGAGGACCUGGAAAAUUCGUUAUCGAGAGCUUCUCGCCAACAGAAGCAAUUGAAUCCUGCCUUCAGAGAGGGCAAUAUUCAGGUCGCUGUACUCGAGGACAUAAUACAAGGGAUGAAGGACAAUACUUCGUCGACCUGGGAUGAUGUGGUUUUCAUUCCUCCUGGCUUUGAUGUUUCAACUAAUCCGCCCCAAGAAUAGGUGUUUGAAGCCAACAAAUAAGAGGGAAGAUCACUGCCGGCUACCGGUGGUAGUCCUGGUAAUUCAACUGACCAUGAUGGGUCAUUCAUGUUAUUCCUAAUGGAAUCCCCAUAACCAUUCAAGUAAUAGUAGUAAAUAUCCAGGAUGGUGGCUGGUUGAAUCCAAACGAAAGUGGAUGGCACACGAAGAUCAUGUGCAACCUGGCCUGCCCAAUGGACAAAUGGGGUGUAAACCACAUGCAUGAAAGGCUGGCCUCCUUCAGCUUGAGAUGUGAUGAGUUUUGCUACAGCCUCUGAUCCGCGUCCCUUUAGCUCUUCCAUGUACUGGUCGAGUUUGUCCAUUCCCCAGCUGCCAUCAGAGAAGCCGAAAAAGUUCAAGCCUGGUGGAGUAGUCGUGCUUCUGGUCAUGCGAUUGACGGCGGAAAACGUUGUUGCGUAAGUGACGUCAAUGCCCAUUUUGAUGAGGCGCUUGGCAAAUUGGAGGCCGGGAUUGAUUUGCGGUUGCGCUGGAAGCGUUACAAGCAGUAUUCGAACACAGGAGUCCAUUGGUUUGGGUGCUGAGGUAGGGAGGGUGGUGGCUAGAUCCAAAAGCUGAAGAACUAGUUUGGGUAUUAGAUAGUUGACCUGUGGCCGGACGGAGUAUGAAAGCCCACGCGAUGAGGUGUAUUUAUUUAUUGUCCUGAAGCAUAUUAUGAGCUGUCGCUAGAAAAUGAGUUGUUACUUUUGAGUAUUUUAAAAGGGCCUUCGUGACGUCCUUUCAUGGUUUGAGUACGCUUUCUUGGUUUGACUUGU
This is a messenger RNA of Rhododendron vialii, 1913 nucleotides long. RefSeq names its product protein TIC 22-like, chloroplastic. Gene Ontology annotation, biological process: protein transport. Lineage: Eukaryota; Viridiplantae; Streptophyta; Magnoliopsida; Ericales; Ericaceae. The record is from RefSeq and is a predicted model, not a curated record. The coding region runs from base 199 to 1122 and encodes 307 amino acids. The transcript has 8 exons. Gene Ontology annotation, cellular component: chloroplast.